UCUCGGCCGUCGUCCCCGAGACGAAUGCAACGCGAGCCCUGUUGGCAGCGCUUACGCACACUCGCCCAGUUCAAGCAAAAUGCCGGACUUAUUUUGGCCUGCCAAAUUGAAUAUACAAUAUAGUACAUGUGUUACAAGAACACAUUUGUCCAUGUGGACCGACGGACAAACCGCUUUCGUGUAGUGAACCGCCAAUAAAUCGUGAUUGUGUGAUAAGUGAUAAGUUGUGGACAAGUUGAUAAGUUAUUUUAUUAACGAUGGAUUCGUGGGGCAUGAUCAAUGUGGACACAGCCACAAUUGCUAUCACCAGAGAUGAGAUGUCAUCGAGUUUUCGUCGGAAGCAAAUGGUGACUAUAGAAAAGCUUCCGGAUAAAGUUCUACUAAAUAUAUUUUCGUAUUUAUCACAUAGAGAAAUAUGUCGUAUGGCGACUGUUUGCAAAAGAUGGCGUAUGGUGGCAUACGAUACGCGGCUGUGGACUCAUGUCAGUUUAAGACCUGAAAUUUCUGGCUUACAUGUAGGGUCUCUCGAGUCUUUGCUGGCGCUGAUUUCAAUAAGAUUCGGACCAUCUCUGCGUUACAUAGAGCUGCCUAUAGAGUUAAUCACACACACAGUGCUACAUGAACUGGCGGCAAAAUGUCCUAAUUUGACACACAUGUUACUUGACUUCAGUACAGCCAUGCAACUGCACGAUUUCUCCGAAAUGCAAGCGUUUCCAACGAAACUACGGUACUUAUGUAUUUGUCUUUCGGAGGUCAUCUUCAUGGAGGGUUUUAUGAGGAAAAUAUAUAAUUUUAUAAACGGCCUGGAGAUUUUACAUCUUAUUGGUACAUACGAAAAGGUGGAAGAGGAAGAGGAGGAGAUCUAUGAGGUUAUAAACGUGCACAAACUCAAGUCCGCAACGCCCAAUCUACGCGUCAUCAACCUCUACGGAAUCAACUUCGUGGACGACUCGCAUAUUGACGCCUUCAGCUCUAACUGUAUUCAGUUGGAGUGCCUGGCAGUAAACUACUGCAACAAGGUGACGGGCUCCACGAUGAAGACGCUGUUCCAGCGCUCUAGGCGUCUCACCUGCCUUCUCAUGAACGGAUGCAGUCUUCAAUCAGAAUACGUAAUGCAAGUAGAGUGGGAGAAGUCUUCCAUCCAAGAGUUGGAUGUCACAGCCACGGACCUCUCCACCGAGUGCCUCAUCGACAUGCUCUCCAGGAUACAGAAUUUAAGAUUCUUGAGCGCCGGUCAGAUCAACGGGUUCAAUGAUUCAGUGCUCAAAGCUUGGAUUGAAGCUGGUACUGCUAGGAAUUUGGUGGCGCUGGACGUGGACUCCUCAGACAACCUGACCGAUGAGGCGUUGCACCGGUUCCUGUCGCGGCACGGCAGCCAGCUACACGGGCUGGUACUCAGCGGCAUGCCGCACAUCACCGACCAGUUGUGGCAGAGCGUUAUGCAACUGCUUACCAAUACAAAGAUACUCAUAAUGGGAACUCAGGAGCGUUUGGGAGUUAAUAUUCACGUUGAUCAGCUAAUGGACGGCAUUGCGAACAACUGCCCAAAUCUAGAAAGGCUGGAGCUACGCUGGGAUCCAGAGAACCUCCGCUUUAGUGACAAGAGUCAAAAGGCUAUCGAUAUUCUGCGUGUGAAGUGCCUCAAACUCAAAUGCUUGGUACUGAGCGAUGGUCGGUACUACGAGAUCGUGAAGGCUAACUUCGAGCGCGCGGACCGCACCACCGUGGUGCGCACUUCCACCAACUGCCGCGUCUCCAAUUACUACCUUCUGUCCAACUACAAAGAGCUUAUAUUCAACUAG
Manduca sexta (tobacco hornworm) is the source of this 1802-nucleotide messenger RNA. RefSeq names its product F-box/LRR-repeat protein 2 (gene FipoQ). Gene Ontology annotation, molecular function: protein binding. The coding region runs from base 258 to 1802 and encodes 514 amino acids. The transcript has 11 exons. Gene Ontology annotation, biological process: SCF-dependent proteasomal ubiquitin-dependent protein catabolic process; positive regulation of protein ubiquitination. Gene Ontology annotation, cellular component: SCF ubiquitin ligase complex. Lineage: Eukaryota; Metazoa; Arthropoda; Insecta; Lepidoptera; Sphingidae. The record is from RefSeq and is a predicted model, not a curated record.